GGAAGGAAGAUGACUGAACCGGUGAAGCUCAUCGGCGCCUUCGGCAGCCCGUUCGUCCACCGUGCGGAGGUGGCCCUGCGCCUCAAGGGAGUCGCUUACCAGCUCAUCACAGAAGACCUCUCUAACAAGAGCGAGCUGCUGCUCAGCCACAACCCCGUCCACCACAGGGUGCCGGUGCUCCUCCACGGCGACAAGGCCAUCUGCGAGUCGCUGGUCAUCCUCGAGUACAUCUACCAGGCCUUUGACGGCCCGCCGCUCCUGCCAACCGACCCCGGCGAGAGGCCAAGGCCCGCUUCUGGGCCAAGUUCUUUGCCGAAAAGUGCCAUAGUUUUAAAUAGCCGACUACUAUAGCUCCGCUAUAGCCCUUUCAGCAGGGUGCCGCUAAAUGGCCACCUUCAGAAAUAGCCAGCUAUAGCUCCGCUCCGCUAUAGCUAAUUUGAAGGCCCGUCGCUAUUUUCCAUAGCCUGCUAUUUAGAACAUUUAGUGCCUGAUGUCGGUGUGGCUGGCGCUGUGGACGGCGGGCAAGACACGGAAGGUUCUCAUGGAGGAUGCUAAGGAACACUUGGCGAUAGUGGAGACGCAGCUCAAGCAGAAGAGAUUCUUCGGAGGCGCUGCCAUCGGCCUCGUCGACAUUGCCGGCGCCAGCGUGCUGUCCCACUGGGCAGGCGUGCUGCAAGAGGUCGCAGGGAUAACCGUCAUGAGGGAUGACGAGGAUGGAGGACUACAACGCCGACGAAGUUGUCACUAAGUGCCUGCUAGAUAGGGACCAGGUUGUGACCCACUUCAUCGUUAUCAGAGGGAAGUGCGUCGCCGCGGCCUAGUCCAUGCUACCCAAUUAUCUAGCGAGCAAAUAGACUAAGCUAGAGGUUCGUGUCGUUUGAAUUAAGAUGAAGAUCUGUCGUAAAAUAAGACAUAGGGGCAGUUGGUGGAAUGUUAUUGUUCGAUGCCACUGUGCUCGGUUUGCCUAUGCAGGAAGCGGCCUCUAGGGGAUCUGUAGCCAGUUUGGUUCACGCGCACACCUCUGUGCAAUGAAAAUUUUGGUGCCUAUUGUAAGCCUGAGACGGUUGUGAUUUUCGAGUUGGCUGAUGCCUCGUAGUCUGACUAUCAGACCCAAGUCGGCUCUGUAGCAAACCAGGAGGACACUAAUCCUAUACGGCUCGUCGGUUGGUUCUCGCGUGAUCUCUGGGCGAAUAUUGCUGAAUUGACCAGUUGAUCUCUCUUCUCUUGAGGAACCAGAGCCGAGAAAACUCAGAGAUCCAUGGUUCUACAAAAUUCAGAGUGACUGAACUAUAUAUAGUCCGGUUGCUAACGUCAACAUGUGUAGCUAGUUCUAAUGCAUCUGGCAGAUGGGUUGGUUGCCGUCGCUAUUUGAUGUUUGGUUGACAUGUAUGUCUAUCCAAAUGAAUACAGUCAUUCACUACCAUGCCUUUGGGUAGCUAGCUUCGUGCCAACUUUGAUCAAUUUCCAUAUUGAAUAGACAAUAUGUACAAGUUUUGACCAUUACCGUAACUACUGUCCAUUUAUCUCUCAAAUAGAUAGAUUGUUGAAUGCCACCAAGUUUUCGAAACCAUUUAUACACAUGCCGUAUGGAAGUACUAUAUAUUUGGUGAUACUCACUCGUCU
This is a messenger RNA of Triticum urartu, 1623 nucleotides long. NCBI's taxonomy places the organism in Eukaryota, Viridiplantae, Streptophyta, Magnoliopsida, Poales, Poaceae. The record is from RefSeq and is a predicted model, not a curated record.